UGUGGGAGGAGGCCGAGAGAGGAAGGAGGCGUAGGCUGAGGAGGAAGAGGGAGGAGGGGCAGGGAAGUCCUGACGAAGAAGAGGCCCAGGACUGCAAAGGAGACAACAGGAGGGUGCGCUGGAGCUACCCCGCUGCCCAACGGCUGUUCCGGAUCCCCUACGGCGCAAGUCAGGCAGAGACGGAGGAAAGGAGGAAGAGACUUUUAUGUCGGCAGACAGAGAAGCUCUACCCGUCACCGUUGCCUCACAUCCGGGGCUUUGGAGGGCUGGACCCGCGGCCCCGCCCCCCCCCCUCGCCUUUCAUGGCGACCGGAGGCGGAGGCUGGAAGAGCUGGGCCUGGAGGAGGCCCCUUUAAAUCUCCUUAAAGGGGCGGCCACUGAACUCGGCAGACUACAUCGGCAGCCUUAAAGGGGAAGCCAUCGAACAGAAGCUUGACAAAUUGAGAACUGUGCUGUUGGGAGAGCUGGAACGAGUGGGGAUUCUCACCGCUGUUUCUCUCUCACGCAAGAAGUCCUUUAAAAUCAGCUUAAAGGGGAAGUGGCCGCUUGUGGAGGACCAGAAACUUAACUCCCGGGCCCUUAAAGGGGCGGCCUGCUGUUUGGAGGACCCUGGACUCCUUAAAGGGGUGGCCUCUUUUAGCCGGAGGACUUGAGACACUCUUAAAGGGGAGGUCUACGUUUCGGGGCGAGCUUUCGGUCCCUUUUAAAGGGGUGGCCCUUCCUCUUCCUCGGGGAGACUUGUCUCGACCCCUGGCAGGGGGCGGCCACUGCACUAGGCCGGCCGGACACCAUCGGGUCGUCUUAAAGGGGUCAGGGGCUGGACAACUUGAGGCCUCGCCUUAAAGGGACGGCCGCCCCGUUUUCGGCGUCUCGGCCCCGCCGGCCCCACAGGGGGGGCCCUCGGGCUUGUCGCCCCGGGGGCGGCGCCGGCUCCCCGGGCCUUGGCCUUGGGGCAAGCUCGGGGCCAGUAGAUCCUGCUUUAAAGGGGAAGCCGUGGCCUUUUCGUCCCUGUGCAGCCGCCAGCGCCGCGCCUGCGACCCCGGGCCUGCGGACAGGUCGCUUCGGGCCCCGCCGCCUCCGGAUGCGGCGCUGAGGGCGGUCGCCAUGGAGACGGCAGCGGCCGCGGCUCCGGGCCCGGGCUGGGCCGCUGAGGGGGAGCGGCGGCGGCGGCGCUGCUCGCGCCGAGACCGAGACCGGGAGCAGCGGCGCCGCCGAGGUCCCGGCGGCGACGCGCCCCGGGCCCUGUUGGCCGCCCCGCGCGGCUCCUCGUCGUCCUCGUCGCCGCCACCGCCGGCCAGGCCUUGGUCGUCAGCUUCGUCUGGAGAGCGGCCCGGAGGCCCGAGACGACGGCGGCCCCGUCCCAGGCCUCGGCCCCCGCGACCCCGAGCUCGGAAGCGACCUGCCGGCUCGGGCAGCCGCGGGGAGGAAGAGGAGGAGGAGGAGGAGGGGGGCGCAGACGACGGGGAGGCCGAGGAGGAGCCUGAGGAGGAGGAAGAAGAAGAGGAGGACUUGAUCGAUGGCUUCGCCAUCGCCAGCUUCGCCAGCCUUGAGGCCUUGCAGAAGGAUGCAUCUCUUCAGCCCCCAGAGCGACUGGAACAUCGGCUGAAGCAUUCUGGGAAGCGGAAGAGGGGGGGCUCCAGUGGGGCCACUGGGGAGCCAGGGGACAGCUCUGAUCGGGAGCCUGGCCGGCCCUCUGGGGAUCGGGCCCGAAAAUGGCCCAAUAAACGGAGAAGGAAAGAGGCCUCCUCCCGUCAUUCUCUGGAAGCUGGAUACAUAUGCGAUGCAGAAAGCGAUCUGGACGAGAGGGUCUCCGAUGAUGACCUCGAUCCAUCCUUUACUGUCUCAACCAGCAAAGCCUCGGGCCCCCACGGCGCCUUCAACGGGAACUGUGAAGCAAAACUCUCCGUAGUCCCUAAAGUGUCGGGCCUGGAGCGGAGCCAGGAACAGCCCCCAGGGCCCGACCCGCUGCUAGUGCCUUUCCCCCCGAAGGAACCACCGCCUGCACCGGCCCCUCGGCCUCCUGUCUCACCCCCUGCACCCCUGCCGGCCGCCCCCAGUCUGCCACCCCCACCCCAGCCCCAGCUGCAGCUUCGGGUCUCGCCCUUCGGCCUCCGCACUUCUCCCUAUGGCAGCAGCCUGGACCUCAGCACUGGCAGCUCUUCACGGCCGCCCCCCAAGGCCCCGGCCCCUCCCGUGGCUCAGCCUCCCCCCUCAUCAUCCUCUUCGUCCUCUUCCUCCUCAUCUGCCUCCUCCUCGUCCGCGCAGCUCACCCACCGGCCCCCGACGCCCUCACUGCCCCUGCCUUUGUCCACCCACAGCUUUCCCCCCCCUGGGCUGCGGCCCCCCCCACCGCCCCCCCACCCCUCCUUGUUCUCCCCUGGCCCCACCCUGCCCCCACCCCCACCCCUGCUGCAGGUGCCAGGGCACCCUGGGGCCUCAGCCGCUAACGCCCUUUCUGAGCAGGACCUGAUCGGCCAGGACCUGAACUCUCGCUACCUGAAUGCCCAGGGUGGCCCCGAGGUGGUGGGGGCAGGGGGCUCCGCCCGGCCCCUGGCCUUCCAGUUCCACCAGCACAACCACCAGCACCAGCACACCCACCAGCACACCCACCAGCACUUCACCCCUUAUCCCCCGGGCCUGCUGCCACCCCAUGGCCCCCACAUGUUUGAGAAAUAUCCAGGAAAGAUGGAAGGCCUUUUCCGGCAUAAUCCGUACACGGCCUUCCCUCCCGCAGUGCCCGGCCUCCCUCCGGGCCUCCCGCCGGCUGUCUCCUUUGGCUCCCUGCAGGGGGCCUUCCAGCCCAAGAGCACGAACCCCGAGCUGCCACCACGACUGGGGCCAGUGCCGAGCGGGCUUCCCCAAAAGGGGACACAGAUCCCCGACCAUUUCCGGCCACCUUUGAGGAAACCAGGGAAGUGGUGUGCCAUGCACGUGCGCGUGGCUUACAUGAUCCUGAGACACCAGGAAAAGAUGAAGGGCGACUCCCACAAGCUUGACUUUCGGAACGACCUCCUGCCCUGCCUUCCGGGGCCCUAUGGGGCCCUGCCCCCUGGGCAGGAGCUCUCCCACCCGGCCGCCUCCCUCUUCACUGCGACUGGUGCCGUCCACGCUGCAGCCAACCCUUUCACCGCAGCUCCCGGGGCCCACGGAACCUUUCUGAGCCCCAGCACCCACAUUGAUCCCUUUGGGCGUCCCACAAGCUUCGCCUCUUUGGCUGCCCUCUCCAACGGGGCCUUUGGAGGCCUGGGCAGCCCCACAUUCAACUCCGGCGCCGUCUUUGCCCAGAAAGAAAGCCCAGGGGCUCCACCAGCCUUCGCCUCCCCGCCAGACCCAUGGGGCCGCCUGCACCGCAGUCCUCUGGCCUUUCCUGCCUGGGUCCGGCCCCCUGAGGCCGCCCGGACUCCAGGCUCAGACAAGGAGCGGCCUGUGGAGCGGAGAGAGCCCUCUAUCACCAAGGAGGAGAAAGACAGGGACCUCCCCUUCUCACGGCCCCAGCUCCGAGUUUCUCCUGCUACUCCCAAGGCCAGGGCUGGCGAGGAAGGGGCCAGACCGGCCAAGGAAUCAGUGCGGGUAAAGGAAGAACGGAAGGAGGAGGCCGCCGCCGCCGCUGCUGCCGCCGCCGCUGCCGCCGCCGCCGCUGCCGCCGCCGCCGCCACCACUGGGCCUCAGGGCCUUCACCUACUGUUUGAGAGGCCCCGGCCACCCCCUUUUCUGGGCCCUAGUCCCCCAGAGCGCUGCGCUGGCUUUCUGGAGCCAACCUGGUUGGCAGGGCCCCCUCGCCUUGCUAGGCCACCCCGCUUCUAUGAGGCUGGCGAGGAGCUGACUGGACCAGGGGCUGUGGCUGCCGCCCGCCUCUACGGUCUGGAGCCUGCCCACCCCCUGCUAUACAGCCGCUUGGCCCCGCCACCGCCACCUGCUGCGGCCCCGGGAACCCCUCACCUUCUCAGCAAGACCCCCCCAGGAGCCCUUUUGGGGGCACCACCUCCACUUGUGCCCGCCCCCCGGCCUAGUUCCCCACCUAGGGCCCCUGGCCCAGCCCGGGCUGACAGGUGAGGGAAGGGGAGGGGCGGGGGCCAAGCUCCAUCCCCCUUUCCUUUUGACAAGGUCCUAGAGCUGAGGUUUCAAGCCAGGGCUAGAGGGCAGAGGUCAUGACCUCACCAGCCAUCUCUGAGGUCAUGGAACCUGGGAGCAGAAGCCCCAACCCCCACAAGAUCAAGCAUCAGAUGGACCUUGGGGUCACUGGGAGGGCAGAGGUCACAAUCCUCUAGAGAGAGGGGUGUGUGUGUGAGUGUGUGUGUGCGCGCGUGUGUGUGUACAUGUGAGAGAUGAGAGUGGGGGUCAUUUCAGAGGUCAUAGCUCAUGAUCUCCUGAGGUACACCAUCGCCCCCUCUGAGGGCCCCUAGGCCCUUGGCCUGCCUCCCCAAGGGCUCACUAAGCCAGAGGCCAAAGUGCCCCCCCUCCCCUUCACCUACCACCCAAGUCCUCAUGCCCUCUCAGGGCUGGGGGAGGAGGGGCUAACGGAAGGGGGGUUCCAUGUACAUAUUUAUCUCCCCUUCCACAUAGCCCCCCAGACCUUUUGUACAUUUUUACAGGGGUGCCCCUCCCAAUAACCCCCCUUCCUGGUUAAUUAAAUCCUCAGACUGGUGCUGUGUUCCUAGCCUCUGGCCUCUCUGUGGGGGGAGGGGGGAUUGUAGAGGGAAGAGCUGGGAGGGGACAGGCAGGAACCCAGGGCUUAUCCCUGGAAAUACGGAGUCAGCAGGAGACAGAGCAACAGGGGAAGGGACCUGGGUACCUAGGCUGGAAAGAAGGGCAAACGCUUCCUGCUUGGCUAACAGCCCAGGUCCCCCCCCCCCCCCACUUGUUUCUGUUACCUCUGUGUGCCACCAUUCCCAAAAGGCUCAAAUCUCUAAGCUUCAGACUCCACCUCUUUAGUGGCUCAGUCCCCCUACUCCAUUUCCAAGUGCCCCCAGGACUCCUGGGCCCUGCUCCCCAGAACCCUGUUCCCCAGAACCCUGCCCUAGGCUGGGGGGGUGGGGGGCAGAGAAGGUCACCAUGUACCACACACCAAAGAAGGGGGUCGGCCCGGGGGUGGGCCACACAGGCAGCUUCUUCAGCAGCCUCUCGGCAGCAGUCCCAGCCUUCCCAAAGCAGCAGGCGCCCCCAGGCUGGGGCCCAACCUAGAAGGCAGGGGUCAAUUUAACAAAAACAUAACGUUGACUUUUUUUCCCCGGUGGGGCUUAUUCUGUAACAUGACUUGCGGAUAUUUAUAUAAAAAUGAGUGUUACAAUGAG
Molecule: messenger RNA, 5291 nt
Organism: Leopardus geoffroyi (Geoffroy's cat)
Lineage: Eukaryota; Metazoa; Chordata; Mammalia; Carnivora; Felidae
Gene: FBRS
Product: fibrosin
Exons: 18
Coding region: 1105-4053 (982 amino acids)
Source: RefSeq, a predicted model, not a curated record